This is a messenger RNA of Periconia digitata, 717 nucleotides long. The record is from the annotation of a GenBank genome assembly. NCBI's taxonomy places the organism in Eukaryota, Fungi, Ascomycota, Dothideomycetes, Pleosporales, Periconiaceae.
AUGAAGCCGCGAGUAGCGCCAGCCCUAACGUCGGACCUAUCUAUCAAUCAUGUUGAUAUCUAUCAGUCUCAUUACCGUCUUCUUAUCGUUUUAUUGCUGGUGCUCUGCCUAUCUGUCUUUCUGUUUGUCUGGCCGGAAAUAUCCUAUCUGGUCGCCUGCAUGACCAUUACAUCCGCUACAUUCUGCCAAUGUAACCACACACUGAUUGCCUCAUUAGUCACCACGUUGCAUGUAUACAAGGCAGCUGCCCGAAACAAGCCGGCUUACCACGCUCAAUGCAGAAACACCAGAAAUACGCUUAAUACCAGUAGUUUUAUAUCACAGGUAGUAUUAGCAUAUGAUAAAAAACCAAAGAAUAAUUACAAAGCUGUAAGUUGGCGAAAAUUGCUUAUUGUAGUAAGGAAUUGUAUGGUGGGCGCACGGGCUUUAUUAUCCGAAUCAUUCGUUCCCGUGAGACCAUGGCCUAUGGCACGCCAACGUUCAAGCAUGAUUGAUUGCAUUGGCUGUAAUAGACAUGAAGGUACCACUGUACCCGGAGUACGUAGCAUAUGCCGUUUCCCUUCCGCCAUCAAAGUAGCCCCAGUCAACUUGAUACGCAAACACCCCCCAGAAAAUAAACCAGGUGGUCCAUCGCGCAAUUCGCUUCAAGCAACGUCGUCAACUCUGUGUAUCCACUUCUCCAACCAAACAUUAGACUACUCCUCCAUCCUGACCUGA